ACUUCCUAUAUAUAAACACAGAUACCCUUCAUUUCUUUCUGUUAUUUGCAGUAGUAAGAAGAAAAAUGCGGAUAAGCUGUAAUGGAUGCCGAGUUCUUAGGAAAGGGUGCGGCGACAACUGCAGCAUUAGGCCGUGUUUGGAAUGGAUCAAAAGCCCCGACUCCCAGGCCAACGCCACCGUCUUCCUCGCCAAGUUCUACGGCCGCGCCGGCCUCAUGAACCUCAUUAAUGCCGGCCCCUCCAAUCUCCGCCCUGCUAUAUUCAGGUCCUUACUCUACGAGGCGUGCGGAAGGAUCGUGAACCCGAUAUACGGGUCGAUCGGGUUGCUGUGGUCGGACAGCUGGCAGCUCUGCCACAGCGCGGUGGAGGCCGUGCUCAGAGGGGCUCCGGUCACUCAGAUGACCACCGAGCCUAAAGACGGGCCACCCCUGAAGGCCUACGACAUAAGGCACGUCAACAAGGAACAUAAAUUCCCCGCCUCCAACGACCUUCGCCGGGUCAGGAACCGCUGCCGGUUCAAGCGCUCGGGGAAGCGGGCUCGGGCCUCGCCGGUUAACGUCUCGAUUAGCCACGAUUCCUCGUUGAGCCACCAGUCUGAGGCGGCGGCGGAACCAGCUGGUACGGACCAUGAGAGCCGGGACGGCGACAGCUCGAUGAGGGAAGACGACGGGCGAGGCGGCGAGGAAGGAGAAAUUGAGCUAGAGUUGAUGCUGGGGUUCGAGCCGUUUAGCCGCUGUGCGAAGACGCCGGAUUCGGCAGCCAAACGAGCCGCUAGCUCGGCUGCUGGGGAGUCUGGCUUCUGUCAAAUGGAGCUACGGCUCGAUUGUCCGACCUCGUGAACAACGGCUCAAAAUUUAUUACUGUUUUACUUGUGUUUGCUCUUUUUCCUUUUAAGUUUACCAGGUUUUCAUCCUUAAGUUUUGUUUAAUGUCGUAUAGAGGAGCUAAAAGUUUUUUUUUUU
This is a messenger RNA of Salvia miltiorrhiza (redroot sage), 961 nucleotides long. Its product is annotated as LOB domain-containing protein 40-like. The transcript is spliced from 2 exons. Lineage: Eukaryota; Viridiplantae; Streptophyta; Magnoliopsida; Lamiales; Lamiaceae. The record is from RefSeq and is a predicted model, not a curated record. Bases 66 to 839 code for a protein of 257 amino acids. Gene Ontology annotation, biological process: regulation of gene expression.